Diversispora eburnea is the source of this 279-nucleotide messenger RNA. Lineage: Eukaryota; Fungi; Glomeromycota; Glomeromycetes; Diversisporales; Diversisporaceae. The record is from the annotation of a GenBank genome assembly.
AUGGUAAAAAGAGAUGAAAUAGAUUAUUAUUGUCCAGAGCAUAGUAUAGGACAUUUAAGGGCAAUUGGAAUUAGAUUAGAUCGUAAAUUAGCCAACAUGAAAGCAGGAGUAUAUACUUUUCAUGUUGAUAUUAAUUCUACAACUAUGCAAUCUUUAAAAGAAAUGCUUAAUAUGAAUAAUCCAUAUGUUGCUUAUUUACAAUAUAUUUUAAAAAUAUCCAAUCAACAUAUUACAAAACUAUCUUUGGUUAUUUGCACUAACAUUCCUGAGUUAGACUAG